Molecule: messenger RNA, 645 nt
Organism: Beta vulgaris subsp. vulgaris (sugar beet)
Lineage: Eukaryota; Viridiplantae; Streptophyta; Magnoliopsida; Caryophyllales; Amaranthaceae
Exons: 2
Coding region: 91-369 (92 amino acids)
Source: RefSeq, a predicted model, not a curated record
ACACUUCUCAUAAUAAAAAGUUGGUAAAACCCUUAAACCUCAUUGUUUCCUGGACUCGAGAGGGGAAAUCCAAAGUGGAGUUGGGUUGAAAUGGAGAAUGUUCAGAGCGCAUUCCGUAAGAUUUCGAAAGAUGCGAAAACUGCGGCAUCUUCAGCAAUGGAAGCACAAUCAACACAUCCUCCAUCUUCUUCUUCAUCUUUGCCUUAUGGAGUUCUAGCCACCAGACCUUCAAGACAAUGGGUGUCAAUAUGGACUUGCUCAAAGCUUUGUGCGGCUUGCUUUGUUGCUGGAAUUUUUGUUGGCUACACUUUGAAACGACGGGUUAGGCGCUGGAUCUCCAAUCUUUUGAGGAGAAUGAAGGAUGACUGAGAGCUUCUCUUUUCUGCUGGUAUGACCUUAUAACCCGAGUCUUCAAAGACCCAAGAAAUGAAGCUUAACUUAGAGUUUUGCCCUCUUUAAGCGCAUGCUGAGGAAAUCAAUAUAUGAGAUUACAUGAUUUUCUGUCUCACUUUUUGGUGUAUAUGUGACAGUACUUCAGUAUACAAGUUUUUGGCACCGAAAUAGUAGUAGAUUUCAAUGAAACUUGGUGAUGAUUACGUGUUAUGAAUUUAUGAUGCAAAUGUCAUUUGAUCUUCUUGUGUCCUA